Platichthys flesus (European flounder) is the source of this 7059-nucleotide messenger RNA. It is a transcript of the gene spata2, whose product is annotated as spermatogenesis associated 2. Gene Ontology annotation, biological process: regulation of necroptotic process; protein K63-linked deubiquitination; protein linear deubiquitination. The coding region runs from base 527 to 2185 and encodes 552 amino acids. NCBI's taxonomy places the organism in Eukaryota, Metazoa, Chordata, Actinopteri, Pleuronectiformes, Pleuronectidae. The record is from RefSeq and is a predicted model, not a curated record. Gene Ontology annotation, cellular component: cytoplasm. The transcript is spliced from 3 exons.
GCUGAACUGUCACAACUCUGCGCAUGCGCGGUGCGACGAGGGGCAUUUCCAACAGUGGAGGAGGCGUAGUUAGCCGCAGCUAGCAGGUGCUAAAGCUUGAGGACGGCUCAGAAAAAUAAUCCCUCCACCACGUAAGUGUCUUCAUGAUGAGCGACCUUCAACACUGCACACGCUCAUACCGAGGAACGGAAUAAGUUCAACUGCAGACACAGACAAUCGGCCUGUUUGACUGGAGAGGAGUCAGACUAUGAGCCGGUACCAGAGAUGCCUGUAAGAAGGCAUCCCUAUAGGCUGCAGCCUAGCUACGCCAACUGAACCCUGUUUAAAGGAUGUGCUGCUGAUCGGACGUGUCGUUCCUCUUCCACCUCUUCAAAACGUUAUUCACGUUGAGUGUGAGCCCGUGUGUGGGGUGAAUAAUGGUGGCAAAAAAUGGUGCCUGAGCGUCGCGUCCUGGUGCAGUGUGUGCCAAAAGGGGUGAGGUUAUCUCAGAAAAGUACAACAGCUGACUGAUAGUCUGCUGCCAAUAAUGGAUGCCAAGUUAAAAGAGGACCUGUUUCGGAGGUAUGUGACGGCACUGGAGAGGCGCCUGGAGGAGGGAGGGGUAUACAAGGACAGUGAGGCCCUGCUCUCCACAGCCACAGCUCUGCUAGGGGCGUACCAGCCAGAUCCUCCACAACGUUUCCGCAUGGUGCGUUUCUAUGAGGUGGUGGAGAACUCUCUCCGCUGCCAGAGAGGGGGGAACAUCAGGAGCCUGGAGAGAGCCUUCCAUACCCUGGAAACCAUCUGCACCAACCUCUUGCUCUUCCCCUGGAAGAAGGAGUUCAGAUGUAUAAAGACCUUCACUGGCCCGUACGUGUACCAUCUGCAGUCAGCCAUUUCGGAAGCUGAGCUGCGAUCUGUAAUGCGCACCAUUGGCUACGCGUGUGACCAUGAUUCGCAGUUCCAUUUGCAGGAGCACCCAGGAGGAGCAAAUCAUCUGCGCCAGUUGGCGUUCGAGCUUUUCCUGGCCCAGGCAGAGUGUCGUCUUCUGGGAGAGGUAGUGGCCCUGGCCCGCGGUUCAGCCUCAGAGCUGGAGGCCCUGGAACUCCGCAGGGGUUGCAGAGAUGACGCAGCUGGCUGUGCCGAGGCGCUCCGCAGACGUGACAGCCUUGGGGCAGAUAUGGCUCGUCUGUCUGUGCGGCCGCUGGAUAUAGAGAGGCCUCAUGCCCACCACCUGAGGCGAGGGAGCCGACCAUCUAAGUCUGUGGAUGUUACCGAUGGGGCUGGUCACUGGCAUCCAGCACUUAGCAAGCCUGUCUUAAAGGCCUCAUUGAGUCUGAGGAAGGAGACCCUGUUUGUGGAUGCAGAGGAAGAUAUGAAGGAUGAGAUCAUCAGGCCCAACACCUCAACAUCCCUCUUCUCUGUGGUAGCCCCACCUUCCUAUAGCCCUGUUGCAGAUUUCUUCCCAAUUCAGUCGCCUCCCCCGGCUGACGUUUACACAUCCUACCACCUGUCCUCUUUGGAUGAGAUUGACUUGUACACUGAGAGAGGCGGAGCUGGGACAGGAGGGAGGCAGACUCCCUCUCGAGCUCCGUCCAGAGAGCCUCGGGAUGCAAGGGACGGGUGGCUGCUCAAAGCUCAUGGUAGUGUGAAGUGUCAGGGUUGCGGCCUGGGCUGCUCAACUAUGGCUUCCUGCCAGAGGUGUGACAUGAUCCUCUGUCCUGCCUGUCAUGAUGUGGACCCCUCCCCUUGCUGUGGCCUCCAGGACUACCACCCCAAAUCCCCACGACCCCUUGAUGGAUACAUCCCUGUCAAGGAAAAGCUCUCCGUCUACUCGAACACCCACUCCCACUCCCACCUCCACCCGCACCCCCUCACACUGACUCACUCGCACUCCCACCCCCACCCCCAGAUGGUGGAAAAAACCCUCAUGUCCGCGAAGCUGUUUGCAAGCAAAUCUGUUGCCCUGACAACACCAAAGGGAGGCAGCAGUGAGCGACUAAGCUUGGGGGGAUCGCGCUGCGGGUUCUGCAACAAGCCAGGUGCCUCGCACACCUGUGUGAACUGCUCUAAGGUGUCAUGUGACUCGUGCAUGGGCUUGUAUGCAAAGGAUGUUUGCACACGAAAGAAUCCGCAGCACAGCUUUGUGCCCAACCAUCAGCUCAACUUCAAAUCUGGCACUAUAUCUCACCUGGUGUACCGAUGAAUCAGGCAGACUGAAUAUGUUCUCUCCCCUCUCGUACCUCCCUCAACCCCCCGGUGUAAUCUUGCACUACUGCUUUAGCUCUGUUACUACUUAAACAACUCACUCUCUUGCCCUUUAUCUGAUGAUCUUUUUCCUCUCUCUCUAACAUUCUCUUGAACUUUGUACAUUUUCCUCUUGCUAUCAGUCGGACCCUGGAAUGCACACGCCACAGAGAGCCAGAUCGUGUGCCCUUCUCUCUGCCUUGUACAAGUUCAGGCCUUUUUAGUCUAUUACUUCUUCUUCCUUUUCCUUGCUACCUGCUCUGGAGUAGUCAUGUGAUGUUGUAGCGCUUCCCAAAUUCCUCAAAUUUUGUCCUCCUCUAAAGGGAAACUAGAGAAAAGAAAGUUCAAUUCCUUCUCAUCUUGAAUGAAUUCCGCCCAAAUGAACAUAUUUACUUUGCCUAACUUCUCAGCUAAAAAAUUCCUCUAAUAUAUAAAUAUAUAUAUAUAUAAAUAUAUACUGUAUAUGUGUGCGUGCGUGUGUGUGGGUGCGUGUGUGUGUAGAAAAGACCUCUGAGCUUGCAUUGUGACAAAGGAGAUCUUUUUAAACUUGAAAAUAAGUAAGGAAAACAGAAAAAAUACACUGGACGUCAAUAAGUCAAUAGUAUAUAUUUUUUAUCUAUUCUGUAGAACAAUGUGAGACUGUUAUAUGGGCAUGAGGUGUGGCAUUGGGAGUUCGGGUAUAAACGUGUGUCUCUGGGGCGUGGGGUGAGAGAUAUCUCAAAGGGACAUAUUGAGAAGAUGGUCAGAUGCCAUAUAUUCUAUUUAAAAGAUUAUGCCUUGUAAAUGAACCCUCAAUUGUUGCUGGUUAUAUGACUGAGGUUGAAAUGCUGCUGUUGACUUCUUACUGGUAAAUGGCCUGUUGAGUUGUGUCCUUUCCAAGCCCAAUACCCCCCCCCCCCCCCCCCAUCCCUUUCAUUACACCUCCAUGGAACAUGUUGUAUUUCCCUCUGACCAGAUCAGUGGUUCCUGUCAGUCUCAGGCGGGGUCAAAGGAAACUCGCGCUGGACCACAAGUCAAGCGAUUGCAGUUGUAUUGAUAGCGUUUGACCCGAUUGGUCUUAGACAGUAUGUGAGUGUAACCUCUGACGCGGUUUCUGUCUACCUCAAAUGGCUACAGCGAACACACCCAGUUUGACAUUGUGGUUUCAAACUAACGCAAAAAGGCGAAGAAUUACUUAGUCUAUUACAUUAUUCUAUUCUGAUUUGCACUUUGUUUUUUGAUUGACUAGAAAAUGUCUCUUGCAAUCAACAUAUUUACCCACUUUUAAAGGUUCAGUGUGUAUAAUUUAGUGGCAUCUAGUGGUGAAGUUCACCAUCCCCUUCCAAACAUGGAAGAGAACCUGUGGUAGCCUUCAGUUGUUUAUUGUAUCCAGUUUGGACUGCUGUAAAAAAAACAUGGCGGCCUCCGUGGAGAGGAUCCUUUCCAGAUGUAAAUAUAAAGUAUUUAAAUAUAAAGGUUCCAUUCUAGUGUAGCGAAAUGAACCAUUUGUACAAUUUAGAUGAAACACACUAGUGAAAACAUAACUAGGAUUAUUUUAUACUCAAUUUCUGCCAAUAGAUCUCUUUCACCUAAAUCCUACACACUGGACCUUUACAGACCAUGUUAACAGAGGUUAUUUAUUCUCUGAGAUAAUCAGUUUCUGUAAAUACAGGGGGUUGACACAAAAACAUGAACAACUGAAAUUAUAAUUACGUGCCUUAGUUCAAUAGCGCAACAACAAACACUUCUUGAAGGGACUUUCUCAAAGGCGCUGGAGAUUUAUCCUGAUUACUGAGUUUAACUUUUCUGCAUAGUUGAUUAAAUGGCUCUGUAAUUUGUAAAUCUCAUGCAGUGUAAUACAAGAGACUAUUCACUCAAAACAUUAACACCUUGUUUAAAAUAUUUAAUCUUUUUAGCCUCCUGGAGAAUUUCCUUAAAUUGAAUUAAAUGGCUAUUGCACUAUAUUUGACAGGGAUUCAUGUUGUUGCGCCUUCCCUCCUUUACAACAUAGUGAUUUCAAGUGUGCAGUCAUUUAAGCUGUGUGGUUUAAGAAAUGUGUUAUUUGUUAUUUGCAUAUUUAAGAUCCGGAAAGCCCAAAACUAAGGCUUUUAAUCUGAUGCAUCUUUGGUUAGUGUGAGUUGUCCUCAUCACAUUAUGGCCAUUUGCUGCAGAAACAAAAUUUAACUCAUUUACUAGUAUAAGUCAAGGGCUUGUGGCUCACAGUUAAAAUAACACUAACAUUUAAAACUGUCACCAAUUAAAAGGGAAGAUUUUGUGAUCAGAUAAGGUGAAUAAUGCAGUAAAAUGCACCUGUCAGCCACCAAGGGUUAGUUUUAAAUCAUUUUGUUUCAUAAAAAACAAAAAAAACUUGACGGACUGUUUGGGCGUCGGUGGACUCUACGUUCCGUCAGUGAAACCCUCUUAAUGCCUUAAGCUCAUUCAGCUGUCGUGUCCUGUAGUAGUUUAGGUUUUUGGAGUUGUCAUUUACAUCACUCUAGUUUAGCAGCCUGUAAACAAUAACAUGGUUUUGCCAAGCUACAUGAAUUAAAGCCUGUUUUAGAACCGCGCAGGAAAGAAUAAAUACAAAAGCUAAUAAAACUUGGUCAGUAUAGAUUAUACACCAAGCAGGGUUUCUUAACCGAGCAUAUUGAACCAUAAAUAUUGUCACAAUUCUGUAUAAAUAGACAGUCUUAUGGGGGUGAAAAUCUGUAAUAGUAAUCAUGUUUUGCUGAUUGAAAUCUGAUAAAUAUUCUCUUUUUCUUUCAAAUUUGAUCUAACACAUUUGGUUUGAGGGACUAAUGCCUGAUCUUAUACUUCUGUCCAUUCCAUCCCCUUAAAAUCAUGCUGUGUCUUCAUUCUUCUAAAAAAACAUAAAGAAGGGAUGCUGCGAUACCGUUUGGAUUCAGCUUAAGGAUUCUUUGAAAGAUGUUCUCGGGUCAACAUUAGCUAACGUGGGCACCACAAAGAUCUCGAGCGACCUCGGGGAGGUUUGUUUUCAUCUAAUGAAGCCUCUCUGAAUUGUUUCAAUAUUUAUCACAGAUGUAUUUCAGUUGCUCGACUUUGUUCACCGCAAAUCAUACCAGCAGCAAAGACGACUUUUCAUGUAUUGAGCCAUGUUGCAUGAGUGAUCAUAUUGCCAAAUGAAGAACAAAUCUCCUAUCGGAGUAGGAAACAGAAUGCUGUGGCUUGGCCGGAUGUACAGUUGAUAUAAGGGAAAUCUGUGAUUUUGCUAAAGUUUAGCCUUGUGUGUGAUUUUGCUAAAGUUUAGCCUUGUGUCUGUAGAUUGGCCUAAAAGGAGAAUAAUCAACACAGAUACCUACCUGCACAUCCUGGGACGUGGCUUUGACUUGGAUUAGCGGACUGAUCAUUUGAAGAGGUCUCUACAAAGGGCUACACAGUCUCCAGGGCUGCUGCUAAGUUUAAAUCUUGAGGUGAACAACUGACUUGUCGUGGGUAAAUAACUGACGUGGAGCUCACUUUUUGUUUGUCUGUGGAGAUGAAGAACUGAUGUUGGAAGAGCAUCAAGAGCUAUUUUAUUUUGUGUCUUGGAAUACAUUGAGCCAUUUGAACACGAUCGGUUUCACCCACACUCAAGUCAUUGUGGAAGUCACUGCUCCCUUUACCUCUUUGUGUGGUUCUUACUGAUAUUGAUAGUGGUGGUGUGGUUAGGGCAGCCCCCCUUUACCAUUCCCUGUUUCCCCCCUAAACCCGUUUCUCAGCAUGCUCUGUAAAAGGCCCUACACCCCAACUCCUCUCCCUCACCCCUCCAUGUACCCUCACCCCCCCUUCCCCCUUCCACCUUGGCACUGAGGACCAUUGCACAAUGUGAAAGGGUACAGACUUUGAUAUCAAUUUGUUGGCAUAAAUGGGGGUGGAAAGGGAAAAUAGCCAAAAUUGUUAAUUGGUGAAUAUAUAUAAAUAUAUAUAUAUAGAGAAAUGUAAAUGAGAUUUUAUAAAAUAAUUUAAAGAAUAAAAUUCUAGAAAAAGAAAAUACUGCUUUCUGUCUUGGAGGUGUGGAUGUUUGAAUUUAUGUAUGUUUGUAGACUUACCUUUUGAAUGAGUUCAACUAAAGUUUAGAUUAUUUAAAUGACUACAGAAUUGUUAUUUAGAAAAGUUGCCGGUUAGAAUGACAAACUUAAAUGUGUACUAUGACAAUCUAGCACUGUUCUACAUCUAACAUCACUGAAGCCUCACAACUUUCCUGCCACUGAUCAUAACAUCAGUUGUUCCCCUUCUGUCAGCUCAGUAUUUAAAUGAUUACAAGCUUACUUCCUAAACUUUUUUUCUACUUCCUAACCCACAAACUCAGGACAUGUAAGAGCUUUGGAGUUUGCCGCCUGCACUGAUCUGCAUGGUUUGGCUUUUCCCUAUAUGACCAAUAGAUGGCGAUAAAUAUCCACAUAUACAUUGACUGAAGCUGCUUAAAAUUCACCAGUGCUGAAAAAACAUGUAAUAUGUCUGUCUCGAAGUGAGAUAUUAUUGCAUUUGCUCCUUAGGUUGGUCAACAUUAGUAAUUAAAAUCAAACAUCCUUUACUAUGGUGUUCAGAUAUAUGGGUAAGAUGGUAAACAGUUGGAUUACUGAAUAUAUGCCUAUGUUUAUGCCUCAGUGUACCUCAUUAAAAAAAGGCAACCACAGAGAAGAGGCAGCCCCAUUUUUUCUGCAUGUUUUACUCCACUGUGUCGCUUGUAUGAGGCAAAGGAGACAGAGUUGAGUAUAGAAAAGAUAAAAUGCAAAACAUGUACUGGCACAUAAUUGACAAUGAGGAUUCGCCAAAGAACAUGUUUUCUUUGCUAAAGAUGAGGAGAAGAUGUUGACAUUCCUUUUACCAAGUACAUGAAUAAAUGGAAAGACG